Messenger RNA from Larimichthys crocea (large yellow croaker), 3362 nucleotides. RefSeq names its product G protein signaling modulator 2 (gene gpsm2). The record is from RefSeq and is a predicted model, not a curated record. Bases 572 to 2587 code for a protein of 671 amino acids. NCBI's taxonomy places the organism in Eukaryota, Metazoa, Chordata, Actinopteri, Sciaenidae. The transcript has 16 exons. Gene Ontology annotation, cellular component: cell cortex. Gene Ontology annotation, molecular function: GDP-dissociation inhibitor activity; G-protein alpha-subunit binding. Gene Ontology annotation, biological process: establishment of mitotic spindle orientation.
GAAAACACAUAACGUUAGUACAGUGGUGAGGAUUUCAGUCUUUUCUCCUCGAAGUUAAAUCCAAGUUUUAUAAAAGUUAAAGGGUAAUGUUGUGUAAGGCUGGAUGUAGUACAGUUUGUCCAUAGAGUACUACAGUGCGUUUUAUUUAUUUAUUUUUUUUAAACGGACCUAAUGUUUUUUAUUUUUGUGAGAAAAUAAAGACGGGGAAAAGUCACCAUUGUUCGAGCUGGAUCGUCUAACGCUUUCCAGAUUUCCUGUUCCUGUGAGAAGGAGUUACCGAGGGCAGCUGACGAGAUUGAGGUGCAGUGACGCAAAACACACAGUGCACGAAAGCAGCCGUGUGGACUGACGCUCAGGACUCUGCAGCUCUGUUUAACACUCAUGGGGUCACCUUCCCCUGUCAACAUUCAGCAGAGGGACAGUAGCAGACUUGACCACAUUGGCUGACUUUUUGCUUGGUUUACCUCCUCGCAUCCAUCUCCCUUUGACCAAAGAUUUUUUCCCCUUUCUUGUUGGCUCUUGUUUUUAAACCCAACCUUUUUUUUCGGGAUCCAGACUGGGAUUUUCCCUCAUGUUAUGCACAUCAAUGGAUACCAAUGGCUCAGUGGUUAGCAUGCAAGCUGAGGAGCAGUCCUUUCAUGUCCGCUACAGGAUGGAGGUGUCCUGCCUGGAGCUGGCGUUGGAGGGCGAGCGGCUCUGUAAAGUGGGCGACUACAGAGCAGGCGUCUCCUUCUUUGAAGCUGCCAUUCAGGUGGGCACAGAGGACCUGCAGGUGCUCAGUGCCAUCUACAGCCAGCUGGGCAAUGCCUACUUCCACCUGCAUGACUACGCUAAGGCUCUGGAGUUCCACCGGCAUGACCUCACCUUGACCAGGACAAUUGGUGACCUGCUCGGGGAAGCCAAAGCCAGUGGAAACCUUGGCAACACGCUAAAGGUGCUGGGGAGGUUUGACGAGGCUGUGGUUUGCUGUCAGAGGCACUUGGACAUAGCAAGAGACAUUAAUGACAAGGUCGGUCAGGCGCGAGCUUUGUACAACUUUGGGAACGUGUACCAUGCCAAAGGCAAAAGUAUCUGCUGGAGUGGAGCUGAGCCUGGAGAUUUCCCAGAGGAGGUCAUGAUGGCACUGAGGAAAGCAGCUGAGUAUUAUGAGGCAAACUUGGCGAUAGUCAAGGAACUUGGGGACCGAGCAGCUCAGGGUCGAACCUACGGCAACCUCGGCAACACACACUACUUGUUGGGCAACUUUCGCAAAGCUGUAUCUUCUCACGAGCAGCGCUUGCUCAUAGCUAAGGAAUUUGGCGACCGCUCGGCAGAGAGACGGGCUUACUGCAACCUGGGGAAUGCUUAUAUCUUUUUGGGGGAAUUUGAAGUGGCAGCUGAGCAUUACAAGAAGACGUUGCAGCUGGCGAGACAGUUGAAGGAUCGAGCUGUGGAGGCCCAGGCCUGCUACAGUCUGGGCAACACCUACACACUUCUCCAGGAUUAUGAGAGAGCCAUAGACUACCACCUCAAACACCUCAUCAUAGCCCAGGAUCUCAAUGACAGGAUCGGGGAGGGUCGUGCAUGCUGGAGUCUUGGGAAUGCUCACACUGCACUGGGGAACCAUGACCAAGCCAUGCACUUUGCUGAGAAACACCUGGAGAUCUGCAAAGAGACUGGAGACCGAAGUGGAGAGCUGACAGCUCGUAUGAACGUGUCUGAUCUCCAGAUGGUUCUGGGUCUGAGUUAUAGCACGAAUAACUCCACUCUGUCUGAGAAUAAAGAGGUUGACUACAACCUGCAUGGAGCGAGGCCCAGGAUGAGCAGAAGACACAGCAUGGAGAACCUGGAGCUAAUGAAACUCACUCCUGACAAGAUAAAUGCUCAGAAAUGGAACAGUGAUCUCCUGACCAAACAGUCCAAACCCUCGCUGGCUAAAGCCUCCUCCAAGCUGUUCUUUGUCAGCCGCCUGCGUGGGAAAAAAUACAAGGCUGGUGGCUCCAGUAAAGUCCUCCAGGACACCAGCAACACCCUGGACACCAGCCAGACGCCCACACAGGGUCCACAGAAGCGACUCAGUCCUGACAUGCUUGGAGAUGAAGGCUUCUUUGACCUGCUGAGCCGUUUCCAGAGCAACCGUAUGGAUGACCAGCGCUGCUCCAUACAGGAUAAGGGCAGCAGGUUAUCGUUAAACGGCGGUCCAGGAUCACCUCCUAGAACCAUCAGGAAAUCUGUAUCAGAGUCCGCCAACGUCUCGGUUGCCCAAGGCCGGCGUUUAGAGGAGCUGCCAACAGCAGGAGGAGGAAGCCUGCCCGGCCUCAGGCUCAAUCAAAACAGCAACCAGGCCGUGCUCAGCCACCUGAUGGCCAACGCUGACAGUGCCGAGCCUGACGACGACUUCUUCGAUAUGCUCGUCAAGUGUCAGGGAUCCCGUUUGGAUGACCAGCGCUGUGCUCCUCCCCCUCCCCCGGUCAGAGGGCCAACUGUACCAGACGAGGACUUCUUCAGCCUCAUCAUGCGCUCUCAGGCCAAACGAAUGGACGAGCAACGCGUCACCCUGCCUUCUGCAACAAACACUACAGCCAGGCCCAGCCCUGACUCCAACUAAACUAAGCACUAAAGGGACAUCCUUUUUUUUUUUUUUUUUCCUUUUCUCUUUCAAAUCAUCUCAUGAAGGUGUGGACAGUUCCAUGACCGACCAGUGUGCGGUCACUCAGAAGAAAGCCUUGGGUCUCUUUACAGUUGUCCUCCUGGACGAAACAAAGCACUGUCAGCAUUGUAUGUAGUUCACAGCACGGAAAAGAAUUAACAAGGACUUGUUUUGCUUAACUUGCACAACACCAACAAACUCAGUAGUUUCAGGGACAAAAGUGUUGUUUUGUUAAUCCUUGUUUGUCGCGAUUCUGUCAAAUUUCAUUUCACCUUAUGUGUAUUUUUCAAUACACAACUGUUAAUAUUUAUUGUGCUUUUUUUUUGUAUGAUUGUUAUGAUUCUGUUAACUAACGUCCUGCCACUAUGAAGUGAUGAGGUUACACUCACAGUGGCGUCUGAGUCAGUGCGGAGGGACAGGUACAGCACUCUUUCCAUGCGUUUAGCUAAUACGUGAUGUUUUUCUUUGGUUUAAGAGUUACUUAUGUCUGACAAAGGAAAUUAUAUUUUAAGCAAAGUGAUAAAAGAAUGAAUUUAACCCGUGUACAGCCCUUAUACUCUUUUGUAUUAAAUGUUUCAAUGAGGUCAGAGAAAUAAACCCUCAUUCACGUAUCCACCUUGUUCUGGCAUUUUUUAAACUUUUUUUAUUCGUUUUCAACAACAUUGUAGCGUAUGCAUUUUACGAUUGUAUACAUUAUAGUUAAGUUAAAAGCAACUAAGACAAACUAAAGCCA